CAAUCUUUUUGCACAUCAGAUCUUCACAUGUUAUUUGGCAAAAACCAGAUUAUUAUACCUUAUAACUUCAUUUCGAGUAUACUUCAGUGACGCAUGGAGUCAAGUUGAAGGCAUUUGUAGAGCGAUGUAAUAAAAGCGGAGCGGAGGAGCGCGCGCCGCCAGUACGCAGCCCCAUAGCACGACGAGCGCAAGCGUACGCGCACGCUCGACUCUCCGUUAGCGCCCUCAAUCCACGGAACUUGGACAACCGUUGUCCUCCCUCGGUAGUGCAUGUGUUUUUCCCUGGACUUUAUAAAAAAAAACAUUUGUGCAACACUGAUUUUAUUUAACCAGAUUUCGCUUGGCUGAAAAUAGAAGUGCCUCGAAACCCUUAAUUUUACUGAAACACCACAAUGGCGCUAAUACUGCAAUAUUUAGACGACAUGCACGUUUUUAUGGACAAACAUGGAGACCCAAGAACAAAUCCGUGGUUCCUGAUGAGCUCACCAUUACCUACUUUAAUAAUAUGCUUAAGUUAUGUAUAUCUAGUCAAGGUUUUAGGUCCAAGGUUUAUGGAAAAUAGAAAACCAUAUGAAUUAAAAAAUGUUUUAAUAGUAUACAACUUCCUACAAGUGUUAUUCAGUGCAUGGUUAUUUUAUGAGAUCGGGGCAUCUGGCUGGUUCACAGGCAGGUAUAGCUAUCAAUGUCAACCAGUCGACCACUCCAAAAAUCCACAAACAAUGAGGAUGGUACAUGCAUGUUGGUGGUACUACUUUUCAAAGUUCACCGAAUUCUUUGAUACGAUCUUCUUUGUGUUAAGAAAGAAGUUCGACCAUGUGUCUACCCUCCAUGUGAUCCACCACGGUGUGAUGCCGAUGUCCGUCUGGUUCGGUGUCAAGUUCACUCCGGGCGGUCACUCCACGUUCUUCGGCUUGCUCAACACCUUCGUGCACAUAAUUAUGUAUACCUACUACAUGCUCGCCGCAAUGGGACCACAUAUGAGGCCAUACCUCUGGUGGAAGAAGUACCUUACCACGCUGCAGAUGGUUCAGUUUAUUGGGAUCAUGGUGCACGCGUUCCAGCUGUUGUUCAUUGAAUGUGACUACCCACGAGCUUUCGUCUGGUGGAUCGGCAUGCAUGCCGUUAUGUUCUUCUUCCUCUUCAAAGAUUUCUACAACCAGUCCUACUCUUCUAAAUCUAAGGUCCGCGCUAAGUCACCCCAACCCGCAACGACAGAGAUCAAAGACGUGCCAUACAAGAACGGCGCGGUGAGGAACGGUUUCAGCAACGGUCACGCGGGCGCGGGCGCGGGGGCGUUCGCCCGCGCACGGCCAGUGCCCGCCGGCAACUGACCGCCGCUAUUUGUGAAUUGUGAUUCAUAGCCGACUGGUCAAGGGACUUUACCUGUGUUGCCAACCCCAAUAAUUACAAAACAACAGUUCAUCGAUAAAAAAAAACAGUAGGUUAAGUAAAAAGGGCAUAUUUCACACUGUAUUCAUAUAAUCAAAACAAUCACAUAUAUUAUUAGUUAUCAGAUCAGAUUAUUAUAAUAUUGAUCAUAAAAUAAAAGAUAGAUGAAAUGU
Messenger RNA from Diatraea saccharalis (sugarcane borer), 1562 nucleotides. The record is from the annotation of a GenBank genome assembly. NCBI's taxonomy places the organism in Eukaryota, Metazoa, Arthropoda, Insecta, Lepidoptera, Crambidae.